Messenger RNA from Panonychus citri (citrus red mite), 1848 nucleotides. RefSeq names its product levanase-like. NCBI's taxonomy places the organism in Eukaryota, Metazoa, Arthropoda, Arachnida, Trombidiformes, Tetranychidae. Gene Ontology annotation, molecular function: sucrose alpha-glucosidase activity. Gene Ontology annotation, biological process: sucrose catabolic process. The record is from RefSeq and is a predicted model, not a curated record.
AAUCAACAAUUACCAAUUGUAAUUUAAACUGUCACCUCAAUCAGUUAUUUCAAUGAGCAAUUAACAAGUUAAUUGUUGUUUAAUUUCAUCUAAUUAUAAAAGUAAAUCAAUUGUCAACUUGAUCCUCUUUUCUGUUAAUACAUUUACAUAAAGUUUUUUUUUCAAUUCUAAUCAUGAAUUUAUUGUUAAUUUUGAGCCUUUUAUCGUUGACCUUUGUUCAAAGUUGCUUGACCAAGUCAAUUGCAGUUGAAAAAGAGAUAACCUAUGACCUGGACAUUUUGUACCGCGAAAAAUGGAGGCCACAAUAUCAUUAUUCACCGCCGACCGGUUGGCUUAACGAUCCCAAUGGUUGUAUUUACAAGGAUGGUAAAUAUCAUUUAUUUUUCCAAUACAGUCCAGGAACUUUGAACGCCAAGUCCAUGCACUGGGGUCACGCAGUGUCCGAGGACUUGUUACACUGGGACAGUUUACCAGUGGCCGUUUUUCCCGACAUUGACGGAGCCGCUUUCUCUGGUAGUGCCAUUAUUGACUCUACAAACGCGACUGGACUACAGAAAGAGGGUGAUGGCGAUUUAAUGGUGAUAAUAUUCACACGAGGAACUCCUUCUUAUUCAAUUCCUCAGCGACAGUUUUUGGCCUACUCAUCGGAUGACAUUCAUUUCCAAGUCUAUGAACAUAAUCCUAUUCUUGUCGAUCUCGCUGAGGUUCAUUAUCGUGACCCACAGAUGAUUGUUUAUGACGAUCAUUGGAUAAUGUCAUUGGCUGUUGGUAUACUCAAAUUUUACAAUUCAACUGAUUUAAUUCACUGGAAUUUAAUGAGUCGCUUUGGAGGUGAUCCUAUGGAGGGAUCGCACGCUGGUGUCUGGGAAUGUCCAGCACUUAUGCGCUAUUAUAUCGAUGGUAUGGAACUUUGGAUUCUAUUGAUUAGUAUUAACCCCGGUGGACCAAAUGGUGGAUCAGCUACUCAAUAUUUCAUUGGUACUUUCGAUGGGAAAAAGUUUGUCAAUCGAUAUCCUCCUGAACGAGUUCUUUGGAUGGACUGGGGUCCCGAUAAUUAUGCUGCCGCUUUAUUUGCAAAUUCCCCUCGUUCCAAACCAACGAUCAUCUCAUGGAUGAACAAUUGGGUCUAUGGUCAAGAGCAAACAACCACACCCUGGAGAGGACAAACAAGUAUCCCUCGAACCAUUGAUAUCGUUAAAGUUGGUGAAGAUGAUUACCAAGCGACAACUUUCCCGAUCGAGGAAACAUUUACCCUUCACGAUUCAGUUUUACACCAAAGUGAACCGGAUAAAAGUUCAUUGGAAAUUCCCUUCAACUCUGAGCAUUUUCACCUUGAAGCUAAAAUCAGUUCAAAUUCAUCAAGUUUCACUGGACUUGUGAUGAAAUUAUCAAAUGAAAAUACUAAUGAAUGGGUAACCAUGAGUAUCAAAGGUCAAGACAUUGAAAUUAAUCGAAGUGUUUCCGGUGUUAUCGCUAACGAAGCAUUCGCUAAAAUUAUCAUAGGAUCUCGAGUUCUUUCCUCACCCGAAAUGACAGUUGACCUUUUCUUUGAUUCAUCGGCAGUUGAACUUUUCCUCGACAAAGGAUUGACCGAUCUUUCCUACUUAGUCUUCCCUAAUCAACCUUAUGACCUCUUCUCAUUUGAAUGUACCGAUUGUACCGUUAAAUCAGUAACAAUUUACCAAAUGAAAUCAGUUUGGAAUCAACCAUCACCUCCACCACCACCAACAACAACAACUUCAUCACUCUAAUUGUGUACAAUUUAUAAUCAAUUUCAUCACUACUUACUAAUUAACUCUGUAAAAUUAACAUAAAGAAUUGAAAAUAAACAAAAUUCACCAAAAAAAA